UAGACGCUAUGCCUGCAUGUGAUGUUUGGCGACCGAGAGGCGCCGAGGGCUGUAACCCCGUGUCAACGGCGCAGAUGCAGCUUCUCUUUAUACAAGCUUUUGAUGAUCGUCCAUGUCCACGUUCCUGGCUAAGAUGAGGCCCAUACAAAUCGUGGCUAAAGGUCCGUAGCAACGGGCAGGCCCAUCUUCACAAGUGAAUUCGUGUGAAUAUUAUACUCCCAAACUAACCAGAAGGAGACAAACACAGAAAAAGGGCAAUUAAGUACGGUUGGCAGAAUCAACUAACCGCCCGAGUUGAUUUCCUCCUCCUUUAUAAACGUAACGGGGGUUCGGCUUAUCGCCGUGCAGUUUGUACUCGCCGCUCGAAUCUCUUACUUAACGGCCAUUCAAGAAAAAGAGACCUCUCACGGUCAUCCUUUUUCUUCUCAGUUCGUCGUCGUCUUUGAUUUCUUUGGGCUUGCCUCGAAGGUUUCAAGAAAUGAUGAUCACCAGCCGUGGCUCAUUUGUUCUCCUCCUCUUCUUUCUCUUAUUCCUCAACGUGCUUGUUAUGACGGCAAUUACUUGCUUUCCGGACGACAGCGCGCCAGCAAACCCUCCCCCUCUUGAGGAUCCUAACUACGCCUCCAACCAGCUGAGGAACGUGAUUCAGGCGGUGGUCGGUGCUGGCGACUUCGGUGGGUGGUCGAACGUCCUUUACGGCCUAGACCCCAUGAGCCUGCCAUCCAAAGCGACCUUGUUCUUGCCGAGCAAUGAAGGUUUGAUGCGCCUCCCCAGCGACAUUGAUUUCUCCUCGGCACUGGUGAAGUACCACAUAGUUCCUCAGCAGCUCUCCUUCUACGAUCUUUUGAGGUACGAGGCAGGAGCGAGGCUGCCGACCAUGUUGCCAAACCGCACCAUUCUUGUUACCAACAACACGAGAUUCAACUUCACUCUUGAUGAUUGCACUCUUAUCUACCCGGGCAUCUACUACGACCGUGCGAUGGCUGCUCAUGGUAUUUCUUGUCUUCUCGACUACUCCCUUUAUGGCGUCCAACGGGAGACCAAGCUCGGAUCAGACGGUGGAUUCACGUCGCCCUACGUGCCCAUGACAUCCGGCCAAGAAUGGCUGAAGCAGUACCGUGACUCACGGAGUUUUUGGUCGUGGCUUCGACGAUCUUUGCGUUCUUGGCCGGAGCACUUGCUUGGAGUUGGCGUUCCUGAGUUCCUGUUGUCUUUCUUGUUGGUCUUGGUCAUGUGAAGGCGCAGCGGGGUCAAGGCAAACCGCCGUAAUUGUUGGCACCGACUUCGUUUCUAGUGAUUCUUUCUCUUUGCUCU
Molecule: messenger RNA, 1314 nt
Organism: Nymphaea colorata (pocket water lily)
Lineage: Eukaryota; Viridiplantae; Streptophyta; Magnoliopsida; Nymphaeales; Nymphaeaceae
Product: FAS1 domain-containing protein SELMODRAFT_448915-like
Exons: 1
Coding region: 479-1237 (252 amino acids)
Source: RefSeq, a predicted model, not a curated record